Molecule: messenger RNA, 2271 nt
Organism: Adineta steineri
Lineage: Eukaryota; Metazoa; Rotifera; Eurotatoria; Adinetida; Adinetidae
Source: the annotation of a GenBank genome assembly
GAAGAUUCUAGCGACGAUAAGCCUAUCUAUGGGUACAGUUUCAGAUCAACAAUACUCCAUUCAAAUUUUUUGAAAUAUUUCGUGGCAGGUUAAAAAUCCAGUAAAACGCUUAUAACUCGAAAAUAAAGACGCAAGGACACGAAUCAUUUUUAGUUAUACUUCAACGAUGCUUAUUUAUUUUCAAAAGAUGGAGCAGAAAGGAUUUAAUCACCUGAGUAUAUUCCGUCGCAAGCAAAAAAUUAGUGCAUUUAAUUAGAUUAAUUACAUAAACAAAGACAGUUCUUUUAUACGAUAAUAAUGCUUUUCAGAUAAGAACUAUUAAAAAAAGCCGUUAAUUGAAAACAAAAAAUAUCUAUCAUUAAAACUAGACGAUUCUUAUAUAUUGAAAAGGACAGUAUUAGUUAAUUAAUAACUUUUUCAUGUAACUUAGAUGAAAGAAAAAUAAAUUAGUAAAGAAAAUGUUGAUUACCAAAAUCAAGAGAUACUUACGAUGAGUCUCUAAACUAGAGAAAAUGUAAUGAUUUAUGUUGAAAACAGUGUUGAUUGUUAAAAAUAAUGAUGUUGCUCAAAUUAUUAUUCUAAAUUCAUGAUCUUAUUAAGUUUGUUGAAUUUGAACAUAACUCUAAUAUUCGAUAUUUUGAUUUGAGCGUGUGAAAAAUUUUCUAUUGAUAAAAAUAUUUAAUCAAUGACCGUUGGAUAUGACUAAUGUUCACCUUUUUCAAGAGUCUAAUAAACUAUUAAGUCCUAUUUGAGUUUGACAUUGAGAUUUGCCCAGUUUUAUUUGACAAUUGAGAUCAAUAUUACAUUCGAAAACUAUUCUAUAGAUACAUUCAAACUACGAAAGAAAAUUGAUUUGAAUGAAAGGAAAAUACAUUUGCUUGAAGGUCUACAAAGAAUUCUGUAAAUUUUUGUUAUUAGCUAGAUCUUAUGAAAAGAAUAACAUAAAAAAAUGAAAGUAAUAUUUGAUUGUUCAAAGUAAAACACAUAAUUUUAUUUAUUUAGAUACCAAAAUUAAAAUGUUUUAUUAUAAAAAGUGUGAUUAUCAAUGAUUCACAAUUAAAUUAUCUAAAAUGGAUUCUUAAUAAUGUUAAUUAUAUUGAAAAAUUAAAAAUUCGUUUAGAUAUAAAAAAAUCAGUAGAAGAAAAUUUUAUUGUUAAUAGGAAUAUCGUUUGUGAAUAUUUUCUACCUGAUAUAUCAAGAAAUUUAGUUAAUUUUGACUUCUAUAUAGCAUCAAAAUGUAAAUCAUUAUUAUCAAAUGAUAUUCACCGAAUAAUUAAUUCAUUCAAAACUGAUCGAUUUUUUAUUAAUCAUAUUUUCACAAAUGUUCAAUGUUUUUUUGAUCCAGUUAUGUCAUAUCAAUAUUUAUCGUCAACUAGAAUUAUUAAACCAAAACGAUUUGAUGGAAUGAUAGAUCUUCCAACUAUUUUCGAUUGGGAACAUCCCAAAUAUAUUCAAAUAGAUUUGUGUCCAUCAACUUCUUUAUUCCUCAAGCAAAUCAAUACGAUAUUUCCUUAUCGUAUCUAUAUUAAAUUUAACAUGGGACGACAUAAACCUAUUAGUAACUUGGAAUUUUCAUUGUUUUUACAAUCAUUAUUGAAUACAGAACAAAACAAAUUAAUCAAUAUCCAUUUUCAAUAUGUGACUAGACUUGAUUUUGGAUCAUGUUUUUAUCGUAAUUCCGCACAUCACGAUAAAUGCAUCGAUAAAAACAAGUUACGUGCAGAAGUACUUGCAUACCUUAUUUCAAUGCCAAUUCAACUUGUUUAUCUUCGAAUCGAACAAUAUGAAUGGCUUUUGCAUCUUGUUGAAUACGCAUCUGAUAAACUAAGAAGAAAUGCAUUAAGUACCGUCCGACACGUGGAAUUUUGUCUUACGAGCUGUUAUUAUGGUUCAAAUGAGUCAAUUCAAAUGGGUAAAAAUUUAAUACCUUUUCUUAGCAGAUACAUGCCAUAUUUACAAAUAUUGAGACUUUGGCGAGACGAUGAUUUUGCUUGGACACCAAUUCCACCCUCGUGUUGGUCGAGAUAUCUUAAUGGUUCGAAUCGACGAAGAAAACUAGCUUUACUAAUACCAGAAGUGAUUCAGCAACAUGUUAUUGUCUUUGAACAAAACAUUUCUGAAUUGGUUCAACAAUUAAAACAUUUUGUUUAUCUUGAUAUUUAUGGACAGACUGAUCGGGAAAAAAUUGAACCUUACCGUCUGAUGGUUCAAACGCGUUUUCCUAAUAGUCGAGUUUUUAUUCAUAUAUCAAGAUUUCGAUUUUGGCUUUGA